Etheostoma spectabile (orangethroat darter) is the source of this 2417-nucleotide messenger RNA. Its product is annotated as myelin-associated glycoprotein. The coding region runs from base 861 to 2363 and encodes 500 amino acids. Lineage: Eukaryota; Metazoa; Chordata; Actinopteri; Perciformes; Percidae. The record is from RefSeq and is a predicted model, not a curated record. The transcript is spliced from 11 exons.
AUGAGAUCAGGCCUUCAAUCGCCAGGCAGGUCUUUAAAAUGGACAAGCCUGGCCAUCUCUCAUUCAAGGUUGGCGCUUCAACAGAUAAACCAGAGACUUUUCAACCCAAGCAAUUUCUUGUCAUGGGUAACUCAGCUUCCACUGGCGUCUUCCUUCCUCAUACCAGGAAACUGUCCUGGGGGCGCCAGAAGGAGGAAACAGUAAAGCUGGAAGACUUCUUGACACAACGCGAGGAGAAUCGAUGGCGAGUUAAAGGAAAGCAAAGUUUAUCUGUUAAAAUGGUCCACCCCACGCGCAGAAUCCGUUAUGUGAACCUGGGUCUCCAAGGAAGUGACAGCUUUUAUCCAAACAGGGGUGAAAUGCUGAACCCUGCUUAUGUUGGCGAUCAAGGUCCACAAAUGACUGACAUCACUGUGAACAAUCAAUCUACAAUUCAGAAAUAAGAUCCUGUCAGUUGGACUGUUUGCAGGAGCAACUGCAGAAAGCCUCAUUGAUGCCACUGCAACAGGAGAGGUCUGGCAUAGAGGGCCAAUUUUUAUUUUUUACCACAACAUAUGAACAGGAAGUGAGACAAAAUUUCAAAUGAGAAUGGUUCCUUUUUGUGUGAAAUGGAAAAAAAAGAGAACAUGUGUUGUUUUGUGUACAUUUGGUGUGAUCUAGUCAAACCAAAAACUGGCUGUGGUAUAGCUAACAUAAAAAUAACACAUAUAGUGUCAGAUGAAAAAAAAGAAAUUUGAGCAAUUAUCACACAUGCAACGCCUCAUGUGGUAUGUGAAGGCUGAAUGAUCAAAGGAAAUCCUGUGUUAACAUCUCUGCAUCUGUGAAACACAUGGUGUGAGGUCUCACCCCGAGAGGACGAGAUGGACUCUCUCAAGUGGACUCUGUUUUUUGUGUGCCUUUGCUUUAAAGUUUCUCAAACUGAAGGCUCAUCUUGGACAAUUAAGGUGCCGUCCUCAGUAAAAGGUCUCCUUGAAUCCUGUGUGGUGAUCCCCUGCUCGUUCAACUACCCAGAACCAAACAAGGGGGUCAAGAAAUUCACUGGGAUGUGGUACAAGGGGACACAUGAGUUCAUCUAUCACCCAGACAAGUCAAAAAUGGAGCAGGAGUAUCAGAGUAGGACAGAGCUGCUGGGAAACAUCGGACAGAAGAACUGUUCACUGAAGAUUGAUCGCCUUCAACAAAGUGACCGAGGGCCAUUUCAUUUCAGGAUCGAAAUGGAAGGCUAUGAAAAGUAUUCUUACAAAGAUAAUGCAGUUACCAUUACAAUGAGUGAACCAAGUCCCAUCCAGUUCUCUAUAAAAGAGAAGAUAGUGGAAGGUGAUAAGGUGUUUGCAUCCUGCUCAGUGUCUCAUUCCUGCCCCACCUCUCCUCCUGUCUUCACCUGGAGUCACAUUGGAGAGAUACAUUUCCAAGCAGAGCGGCUUGACAAUGGCCAGUGGACAGCAAAAUCUACCCUGAAUUUUCAAGCUACCAGCGCUGAUCACAACAAGUCUUUACAGUGCACUGUAACAUACAAUGGAGGGCAGCAGAACAAGAAAUCCAGAGACCUCAAAGUAAAUUAUGCCCCAGUAAAUGUGACGAUUGAGCACAAGUCAGAUGUAAAGGAGGGAGAAGAUGUGCAGCUGCGAUGCUCCAGUGAUGCUCACCCCCGUGCCAGCAGCUAUCAGUGGCAUAAUGAAACUGGUGCUCAGCUGCAUCAAGGAAACAUCUACAUGCUGCGAAACGUCUCUAGACACACAGGAGCUCUGUACUGUACUGUCAUCAAUACAGUAGGACGAGCCAAUUCAAACCCUGUGCAGCUUAAUGUGUUAUUUGCCCCUGAGAUCAAGACGGCUUCUUCCUGCUCUUCAGAGGAAGAUAUGGUAAAGUGUGUGUGCGUUGUGGAGUCCAAGCCUCCCAGCAUGGUCUAUUUUUUGCUUUCUGACAAAGUCUUGCCAAGGACCAAGGUAGAGAAACAUGGCUUUGUUACCAUUGGGACUCUGCGGGCAAAUUUCGGAUCUUCUGAACCUGUCUAUUGUCUGGCAAACAAUACCCUGGGCAAUGCCAACCUCACACUCCCUUUACCUAAAAGUAAGAUGCUGAAUCUUUAUAUUAUCAUUGCUUCUGGAGCAGGCGGGAUUUUGGUGAUGCUUUUAAUAACAGUAAUAGUUGUUAAAAAAUGCAGGGGGAGGUCUAAGGAUGCACCAACACCUCGCAUGAGCUCACAGAAAACAGAUAAAGAUGUGGUGCUCUCUCAGUAUGCUGCAACAAAAAGAAUAGAAAGGCCAUAUGAGGAUGUACAGUGCUCUGGCACUUACGUCGAUGAUCAUGUAUAUGGCAACAUGGAGACUGACUGCGAUGAAGCAGUGUAUGCCAACGUGUAACAUUGUUGAACUCAUUUGAGGAACAGCGCCAUCUGAUGUGGAUCAAGAAGUUGU